AGGGUUUGACAGGCGCAAAAACUCAAAGACGCAUGAUCAAUUUUCUCUGUCCUUAUCCUUUAUAGAGAUUUACUCGGCCAUAUAGCAAAUAUCGAUUAUAAAAUAGGCCACGGGUCUGUUAUCUCUAAAAAUGAGGUGUUCAGUUGAUAUUUGAUUUGGGAUAAGAUGUUGGGGAAGGCCGUGUUAUGUUUGACCUUCCAUUUGUAUAGUGUCGUGGCGCAGAAUGACUGCACGGACCUACGAGGGAGGUUGAUAAGCCACGGGUUGCACUACGUGCCAGGUCCGGACACCUGUACGCUAUGCGUAUGUGACAACGGCGGACCCAAGGCCUGCAAGGCCGUGCUAUGCUCACCCCCUCAGGAUUGUCGGUCAUUUCGCGUCGGCAACACAUGCUGCGAGUUCAUCUGUUUGGACGACGUGGUGAAGCCCGCAGAUGGUUCGGAGAGCAACCUCCGCAUGGCGGCCGGCGGUGCGGUGGCCGUCGCGCUCCUCACGGUCGCGCUGGUGGUGUACCGCGUGAGGAGGCAGAAGAGGCGGAGGCCGCCGCAUGCUGAUGACCAGAGGAGUCUUACUAGCAUUGGAUACAUCAGUGGUAGCAUGGGCUACAUGGGCGGCACUUGCGAGACAGCGUUGGCGGGCUGGAAACCGCCCGGCAACUACAUGCCCCGCGGCGAGGCCCCGCCACCGUAUGACGAGGCCAUCGCGCAGUGCUCCGAUGGCAUGAGGAUGAACACCGAAACGCCGUUCCAUCGGACCUACCCAACCAACCUCGAGACCAUGGUCCGGGCCGACGACGCCAUGCAAUGUUCCGGGCACGGCUACAUCAACAUACCGCGGCCUGUGCAACAGAUGCCGAACCCGCAGAACUGCUUCGCAGCGCCGCUGCUACAACCGCAUCCCGAGCCACGCGAGCCUAUUAUGCACCACCCGCUCGCACCUAACAUGGUGGGGUUCCCCAGUGCGAUCCGGCUGACGGGCUCGCUGGGCGCCAUCAGCCACCGCGGCCUCAGCGUGCCGCGCGAGCCCGAGCCGGAGCGCCCGCACAACGUGCCCGGCUUCUACACGAGCCCUGCCAACUCCUCGCUGCACCGCACAAUCCCGCGCAUCUCCACCGCGAUCGACACAACCAUACUCGACACGUCCAUAGCCGGCUUCAACCGCUGCGAUCGCUCGCUCCAUAACGAGAUACGGCGCUCGUUCCACAAGCCCAGCGAGCGAGCCAUGGCUGACACAGGGCGGAGUAUGCCGAGGAAUCUUAACCUCGCUUCUAGACACACCCUUGUUACGUCCAUAGCCGGUGACAACUGCUGCGAUCGCUCGCGUCACAGCGAGAUACGGCGCUCGUUCCACAAGCCCAGCGAGCGAGCCAUGGCUGACACAGGGCGGGGUAUGCCGAGGAACCUGAAUUUAGCAUCCAGUGGGGGCUCAAGAGCUCACAGCGAAGAGCACAACGUAGGUGGGAUCGAGCCUAAGCCCCUAAAGGCUGCCGGCAAACCGGCCGCGGACGUCGCCGGACCUCAAACCACACUGCCGCUCACGGUUGAUAAGCCGUCAUGCGUAUGCAGUUACUCGAGCGGCGCGCCGGACGGCGAACCGGACGGACCGGACGACUAUCGCAGCGAGUGCGAGAAUUGCAAGUCCGCUACCAGCUCCAGAUGGGUGCUAGACCCGUCGUGGCAGGAUGCGGAGGAGCCCUCGGGCACGCAGACGCUGCAGCGCCGCGCGCCGCCGCCCGCGCCGCCGCCGCCCGCCACCGCCACGCUGCCGCAGCCGGUCACCAAACAGCGGCCGACGGGAGGCCCGCAAUCCAACUGGGAGAACUGGUUCAACACUAUCCCCGACUCGGACACUGAAUCCGAAGAAGAGUGAACAUCCUCCUCCCAACAACACCAACACUCGACUGACCAUCAGUGGACCUUAUCUCUUUGUAAUAAGGUUUACGAAUUGUCAGAUAACAGUGUGGACGAUGGUAUACAACAAGUAUUACUGGUUAACUCUUAAAACGCUCCACGCGUUCGUGCAACUUUUCUGGAAUAAUGAAACUACGUAGUACUAGAAGCGGCGCGAUCCCGAGAUAGAUUACCCGUCUUGUUCUAACUAUAUUAAUUAGAGAAGGACCGUCGCUCCAGUGCUGUCUACUGUAAACAGUUAUAGAGUUACAAUUUUAGACUUUCUUGCAACGAAUGCUGGGCGUUUCGUGUCAAGCUUGAACCCAUUCCGUGAAAUAUCAACAUACUAAAUUAUUAACUUGGUAACUUGCUUGGGGUAACUGAAAACUAAUAAAACAAGCGAAACUCCCUUUAUAAUAAAAUGAGUUAAAAAGAGACUUUCGCUUGUAUUAUAACAACAAUUGUAUGAGGAAAAAAAUAAGUCAAAGAUUGGUGUGACAAAAAUAAUUAUUUCUCUGUAAGCCAUCCUAUAUCGUGCCAAGAAUGGUAACCACAGUAUAUAUAUAUAUUAUAAGUACACUGUGAUCUCCAUGCUCUCUCUUACUCCUUUUCUUGGCGUAUAAACCAACACUGCAAUUUAACAAAAUAUCCCACAUAUCAAUUUGGGAUCUGUGUGCAUUGUCACAUUUUGAAGAGAUUUCCAUUCCAUUCCAUUUUCAUUGCUCUCGAGUGUAUUUGCGCUAAAUACCGUCGCAGUGAAAUAAAACCUAAGUCUAUUUGGAACUAGGAGAAUCUACCUUUUAAUCCGAGUCCUAUACUGUCAGUAUAAGUCAAAAUAUGGAUUAAGUAGUUUCCACUAUUUUGAUAGUUUUUAAGAUAUUUUCAAAUAGUCUUAGGCCCACUUGCACCAUCCCACUAACCCGGGGUUAAGCGGUUAAACCGUUAACCCAGUGUCAAAUUGUACUGGUAACCAUGGUAACUCCAGGUUUAAACGGCUUACCCCGGGUUAGUGGGAUGGUGCAAGUGGCGCUUA
Cydia fagiglandana is the source of this 2922-nucleotide messenger RNA. RefSeq lists its product as uncharacterized. NCBI's taxonomy places the organism in Eukaryota, Metazoa, Arthropoda, Insecta, Lepidoptera, Tortricidae. The transcript has 13 exons. Gene Ontology annotation, cellular component: membrane. The coding region runs from base 166 to 1869 and encodes 567 amino acids. The record is from RefSeq and is a predicted model, not a curated record. Gene Ontology annotation, molecular function: protein binding.